Molecule: messenger RNA, 453 nt
Organism: Fonsecaea multimorphosa CBS 102226
Lineage: Eukaryota; Fungi; Ascomycota; Eurotiomycetes; Chaetothyriales; Herpotrichiellaceae
Exons: 1
Coding region: 1-453 (150 amino acids)
Source: RefSeq, a predicted model, not a curated record
AUGAACUUCUUCCACGUCCACCCCGCGAAUCCGCGAGACGAUUUCAUGCUCCUUUCACCACUCGACCCGGAUCGCGAACUGAGCACCUACCAAUGUCACGACAGGAAACGGAAAUACUACUUCUGUCCCAAAUGCGGAGUGCGAUGCUUGACGUUUGGGGGCGUGGGCGAGACCCAUGUCGUGGAUUUCACGGAGCUAGCCCUAGGUGACGAUAACAGAGACGAAGAAGAAGAAGAAGAAGGGAAGAGAGAAGUUUGGCGCGCCAAGUGGGAUGGAGAGGAUGAUACCAGACCGUACGUUUCGGUCAACGGGACUACGAUUGAUUACAGAGAGGACUUGGAUCUGCGCGUGCUCACGGAGGAGAAGAGGGUGCAGUAUUUUGAUGGUCGGAGUGAGCCGGACGAGGAGAAGGAGCCGAGAUGGGACAGACCACAUGAUGGUGGAAGUUAUUGA